Molecule: messenger RNA, 1170 nt
Organism: Aureobasidium musti
Lineage: Eukaryota; Fungi; Ascomycota; Dothideomycetes; Dothideales; Saccotheciaceae
Source: the annotation of a GenBank genome assembly
AUGGUCUGCCUCAAGACUGUCUUUGCCUCAUUGGCUCUCACCAGCAUUGCUGCUGCUCAUCCUGGUCACGAUCCACACGAAGAAGCUCUUGAGCGUCGCGCCUACUACGAUUCCGUACCUCUGGCCAAAAGAUCCCUGAGCCACUGUGAGGCAAAGAUCAAGGCUCGUGGUCUUGAGCAAAGAUCGCUUGCUCGCCGCGCAGCUCUAGCCACAACAGCCAGACAGAAGCGUGAGCUGGGUGAGGCGUCUCUGGAGGCCGAGCGGUUACUUUUGGCAGCUAACCAGCGCGCAGAGAAACGCGAUGCCACUUCUGUACUCAACACCACUCAUCUGUCCAAUGACACCAACAUCAACAUGGAUGUUACCGAGGAAUAUCUCUUUGGCAAUGGCUCUUGUAUCCUCGUGCCGGAAGUGACUCAAGGUCCUUACUACGUGCAAGGCGAGUACAUCCGCAAGAAUAUUACCGAGGGUCAAGAGGGUGUGCCCUUGACUAUCGAGAUUCAAGUCAUCGAUGUCAACACUUGCGAGCCUGUUCCAGAUGUUUAUGUUGAUUACUGGCACUGUAACGCCACCGGCACUUAUAGUGGAAUUGUCGCCAGCGGAAAUGGAGACUCUUCCGACGCUUCCAACGUGAACACGACUUUCCUUCGCGGGAUUGCAGAGACAGACACUGAAGGCGUGGCUACCUUUGAGUCCAUUGUUCCUGGUCAUUACACUAGCCGCGCCAACCACGUUCACAUCAUCACUCAUACAAACACCACUCUGUACGUGAACGGAACAAUGUCUCCAGGCUCAAUCCAACACGUCGGCCAACUCUUCUUCGACAUGUCUCUGCUCGAACAGGUCGAAGCCACAUACCCCUACAACACAAACACCCAAGACUGGACGACCAACGCUGAGGACUCGAUCUUAGCCGAAGAAACAGCAACCGAUGGUGUAGACCCUGUAGUCGAAUACAUCUUGGUUGGCGACGACAUCAGUGGCGGCGUCUUGGCAUGGGUAUCGAUGGGAGUCGAUAUGACAAACAACCAGACAGUCAGUCCUGCGGGAAACUACUACCGUACUGGUGGUGUAAUGGACUCGACUUCUUCGGGGAUGGCUGGUGGCAUGGGUGGUGAUGGUUCUGGGAACGGUACAUUCAAUGGUACCGCAGAUGCUCCCCCUUCUUGA